Messenger RNA from Oncorhynchus nerka (sockeye salmon), 3003 nucleotides. It is a transcript of the gene prkg1b, whose product is annotated as protein kinase cGMP-dependent 1b. The coding region runs from base 368 to 2401 and encodes 677 amino acids. The record is from RefSeq and is a predicted model, not a curated record. NCBI's taxonomy places the organism in Eukaryota, Metazoa, Chordata, Actinopteri, Salmoniformes, Salmonidae. The transcript is spliced from 17 exons. Gene Ontology annotation, biological process: protein phosphorylation. Gene Ontology annotation, molecular function: ATP binding; cGMP-dependent protein kinase activity.
AGGGUUGAGAGUGAGCAUGAUUUUAGAAAUAUUGUCCUGUGUUUAGUUGCUGUUGUUCAACGUUGGCCGGCUGUUUCCUCUGCAUACCGCAAACUCUCUGGAGAGAAAGGGCAGCAGACGCUAAUUGGUUUCUCAAUGAAAUAUAACCAUUAGUCCCACCACGGGAGGGACUGAGGAAAAGCAGCACCCAGCAUUCCCAAUCGCCGUUACUCAACUGUCCACAGAACCUUUUGGAGUGCAAAGGAGCCUCGACACGAUUUGAUCUCCAUAUUUCUACCAAAUAUUUUUUUUCGUUUUAGUAGCGGAUCGCAUUGGACCGUAAAACAUCUUUCAUUCCCGCCUAGAGAAAGUUUGUGCAGAUUCAAACAUGAGUGAUUUGGAAGAAGACUUCAAAAAGAUCCUAUUGAUAAAAGAGGAGAGAAUUAAGGACAUGGAGAGGCGUCUCGUCGAGAAGGAAGAAGAGAUACACGAAUUAAGACGAAAACUGCACAAAUGUCAAUCCGUUCUUCCCAGCGCGCAGAUAAUUGGACCUAGAACCAGGCGUGCUCAAGGCAUCUCAGCAGAACCUCAAGCUUACCGAACCUUCCAGGAGUUGAACAGUGAAGCAUUUCGGAAACAUUCAAAGUCUGACAGGUCCAAGGACUUAAUCAAGGAGGCCAUUCUUGACAACGACUUCAUGAAGAACCUCGAGCUUUCUCAGAUCCAGGAGAUCGUUGACUCCAUGUACCCAGUAGAAUAUGGCAAAGACAGCUGCAUUAUCAAAGAAGGAGAUGUGGGCUCCUUGGUGUACGUGAUGGAAGAUGGGAAGGUGGAGGUGACAAAGGAGAGCAUGAAGCUGUGCACCAUGGGUCCUGGGAAGGUGUUUGGGGAGCUGGCCAUCCUCUACAACUGCACCAGGACGGCCACCGUCAAGACCCUCACUAAUGUGAAGCUAUGGGCCAUCGACCGCCAGUGUUUCCAGACCAUUAUGAUGAGGACGGGCCUCAUCAAACAUGCCGAAUACAUGGAGUUUCUAAAGAGUGUUCCAACAUUCCAAGGCCUUUCAGAAGAAAUACUCAGCAAGCUAGCCGAUGUUAUGGAAGAGACGCACUACGGGGACGGGGAGUACAUCGUCAGACAAGGAGCCAGAGGGGACACCUUCUUCAUCAUCAGCAAGGGGAAGGUUAAUGUCACCAGGGAGGAUUUGCCCAAUGACAUGCCUGUGUACCUGCGAGCCCUGGGCAAAGGAGACUGGUUUGGGGAGAAAGCCCUGCAGGGAGAGGACAUCAGGACGGCUAAUGUCAUUGCUGCUGAUGCCGUCACCUGCCUGGUCAUUGACAGAGACUCAUUUAAACACUUGAUUGGGGGCCUGGAAGAUGUCUCAAACAAAGGCUAUGAGGAUGCAGGGGCCAAAGCCAAAUAUGAAGCGGAAAAUGCCUUCUUCUGCAACCUGAAGCUGGUGGACUUCAACAUCAUUGACACGUUGGGGGUCGGAGGCUUCGGACGUGUGGAGCUGGUAGGAUGUUUAAAUAAAGUGCAGCUGAAAAGCGAUGAGAUCAAAACUUUUGCGAUGAAGAUCCUGAAGAAGAGGCACAUCGUGGACACGCGGCAACAGGAGCACAUCCGCUCCGAGAAGCAGAUCAUGCAGGAGGCCCACUCAGACUUCAUCGUCAGGCUAUAUAGGACAUUCAAAGAUGCCAAGUAUCUUUACAUGUUGAUGGAGGCUUGUCUUGGGGGAGAGCUCUGGACCAUACUUAGGGACAGAGGUUCAUUUGAAGACUCGACCACGCGGUUCUACACGGCCUGCGUGGUGGAGGCCUUCGCUUACCUGCAUUCCAAAGGGAUCAUCUACCGAGAUCUCAAACCCGAGAACCUCAUCCUGGAUCACAGAGGCUAUGCCAAGCUGGUGGACUUUGGCUUUGCAAAGAAGAUUGGGUUUGGGAAAAAGACAUGGACUUUCUGCGGGACCCCGGAGUACGUGGCACCUGAGAUCAUCCUGAACAAGGGGCAUGACAUCUCCGCUGACUACUGGUCAUUGGGAAUCCUCAUGUACGAACUCCUGACUGGAAGCCCACCAUUCUCAGGGCCAGAUCCAAUGAAGACAUACAAUAUAAUUCUGAGAGGAAUCGACAUGAUUGAAUUUCCAAAGAAGAUCACCAAAAAUGCUGCCAAUUUGACUAAGAAACUAUGCAGGGACAAUCCUUCGGAAAGACUUGGAAACUUGAAAAAUGGAGUCAAAGAUAUCCAAAAGCACAAAUGGUUUGAAGGCUUUAACUGGGAAGGGUUGAGGAAAGGAACCUUGACUCCUCCAAUCAUCCCUGAAGUCGCGUCUUCAACUGACACAAGCAACUUUGACAGUUUCCCAGAGGACAACGAUGACCCUCCUCCAGAUGACAUGUCUGGCUGGGAUACAGAUUUUUAACGCCACCCUCCAUGUGUAGUAGCCUCUCCAGUAGCUCCCUAGUCCUGCCUCAUAAUUUACUUUUCUGGGGAUGCCUUUCAAGGGUUUGGCAGCAGAGAACAGAGAGACAGACAGUUGAUGAUGCUGUGAACGGACAGUGACAGUGAAUGGGGCAGUCGUACCGCUUUGGGUCACCAAGAUGCCUUCACCAAUGUUGCUCCACUCUCCUCCGAGGUGGCAUUGGGACUAAUGUUUUAGAACGACAAAAGUCUCUCACCAUCAUCGUCAACCAUGCCCCCCCACUGGAUCCCCUCAUGGAGAGGUUUUUGAUUUAUUCUUGUCACACAUUUGUAUAUUUAGGUUUAUGUAUUUGUUGUGGCUGUUAGCACUUACAAUACCAGUGUUUUCAGUGAUUACUUGUGAUACUGAGUGGAUUGGGACUGAGAGGGAGAGAUUCCUGCUCACUGUUGUAGCAUUUAUGGACCACAAUUCCAACGGGGGGGUUGACUCUUUUAAACACUUGUCAUCAAUAAUCAAAAUGUUAUUUUUUACAAGUUCCUUUGUAUCAUAUUAUACAUUUGGAUGUUACACAUGAUUACAACACAUAAAGAUGAUAUAUUGUC